This is a messenger RNA of Talpa occidentalis (Iberian mole), 2531 nucleotides long. RefSeq names its product TRAF3 interacting protein 2 (gene TRAF3IP2). Gene Ontology annotation, biological process: positive regulation of canonical NF-kappaB signal transduction; humoral immune response. The record is from RefSeq and is a predicted model, not a curated record. Lineage: Eukaryota; Metazoa; Chordata; Mammalia; Eulipotyphla; Talpidae. The transcript has 9 exons. The coding region runs from base 406 to 2088 and encodes 560 amino acids.
UUCAAAGCCCUCCCAGACCCCUCCUGUGGGUAUGAGUGUGCUGAAGUUCGGGGCAGCAUGGACAUUCCUCAGCCAUAAAGUUAGCUUGGGUUAAAACCUAAAACGCAGCCUAAUUGGCCAGUGGCCCUUUCUAGCGAAUAAGGAGGUUUCUGUUUUAAGAAAUAAAGUGACUCCUUGGCUGUUGAUUCACAGCCCACAGGGAGAUUUCUGAUCUGAGGCUUCCUAGCCUCUGUAGAAAUUUGCAUACAGCCUCCACUUCCUGCUUCGGAGCCGGUUCAACUGCUUACCUGGGCCUGGAGAGGGUGGAGGGAGGCCGGCGCGACCCGAGGGAGUGACCUGAGAAGCCGGGAGCACGACCACCCAGUUGGCCCGUCUGUCUGUCCGCGGUGGUUUUAAGAAACUAGAAUGAACCGAAGCAUUCCUGUGGAGGUUGAUGAGUCAGAACCAUACCCAAGUCAGUUACCAAACCCAGAAUAUUGCCUGGAAGAGGAAUCAGAACCACCUGCUCCAAAUAUAAGGAACAUGGCACCCAACAGCAUGUCUGUACUACAAGCCCCUCACUAUUCCUCAGGAAAUUUUUCUCAGGCUCAUCCACCCCUGAAACUUUCAAAUCACCAGCGGCCUGUGUCCCAACAGGUCAUCUGUCUGCGCACUAAAGUCCUGGAGGAGAGUGAAGAUAGCUUCUGGAGGAGACACCCAGACCCCGGCAAACAUUUUCCCUUGGGCUUUUCUGCAGCCAGCGAGCCUGAGCCUGAGUCUGUGGUUGGAGCCCUUCCCCCGGAACAUCAGUUUUCGUUUAUAGAAAAACGUAAUCAAUGGCUGGGAUCUCAAAUUUCAGCAGCUUCUCCUGACACUGGCAAUGAUUCAGACAAAUCAGACCAAAGCUUACCUAAUGCCUCAGCAGACUCCUCAGGCCAAGGCCAAGAGACAGUGCAACAGCUCCCACCCCACAGAAACCGAGCAGCCCCAGAUCUGCCCACGAUAGACACGGGUUAUGACUCCCAGCCACAGGAUGUCCUGGGCAUCAGGCAGCUGGAAAGGCCCCUGCCCCUCACCUCUGUGUGCUUCCCUCAGGAUCUCCCCAGACCUCUCAUGUCCAGGGAGUACUAUCAGUUUGAACCUCAGAGGGAUCCAGCAUGUGCACAGGUGCUGCCUCCCAACACUUCGCCACAUGCUCAGUGGAACUAUCAUUACCAUUGUCCUGGAGGUCCCAAUCACCAGGUGCCAUAUGGCCAUGACUAUCCUCGAGCAGCCUAUCAGCAAGUGAUCCAGCCAGCUCUGCCGAGGCAGCCCCUACCUGGAGUCAGUGUGAGAGGCCUGCACCCUGUGCAGAAGGUCAUCCUGACUCAUCCCAGCCCCUGGGAACAAGAAGAGAGGCCCGCACAAAUGGACUGCUCCCCAGGAGUCCCAAGGGACCAGCUGCAUAACCAGCCACCUAAUAGAGCUGGAGCUCCUGAGGAGUCCUUCGAGUGUCCUGCAGAAUUGAGGCAACAGGGUCCUCAGGCUCUGUCUGCAGCAGCUAUUCCUCGACCCCCAAGUAACCCUCCAGCCAGAGGAACUCUGAAAACAAGCAAUUUGCCAGAGGAAUUGCGGAAAGUCUUUAUCACUUAUUCUAUGGACACAGCCAUGGAGGUGGUGAAAUUCGUGAACUUUUUGUUGGUAAAUGGCUUCCAAACUGCAAUUGACUUAUUUGAGGAUAGAAUCCGAGGCAUUGAUAUCAUUAAAUGGAUGGAACGCUACCUUAGGGAUAAGACAGUGAUGAUAAUCGUAGCAAUCAGUCCCAAAUACAAACAGGAUGUGGAGGGCGCUGAGUCGCAGCUGGACGAGGAUGAGCACGGCUUACAUACUAAGUACAUUCAUCGAAUGAUGCAGAUUGAGUUCAUAAAACAAGGAAGCAUGAAUUUCAGAUUCAUUCCUGUGCUCUUCCCAAACGCUAAGAAGGAGCAUGUGCCCACUUGGCUUCAGAACACUCACGUCUACAGCUGGCCCAAGAAUAAGAAAAACAUCCUGCUGCGGCUGCUUCGGGAAGAAGAGUACGUAGCUCCUCCCCGGGGGCCUCUGCCCACCCUUCAGGUGGUGCCCUUGUGACACCUUCCACGCCGGGUCAACGGGGCCCCUUCAGACAAGAACAAAAUCCCUGUCUCACCAGCAUUCUUGUAGCUGAGGCUGGUUGACAGCAUUCAUGGUUGUUUGUUCUCAGUCCUUCCCUAAGGGCCCUCUGACCCCAGAAAAUCCGUUGUGCAGAGUACACUUCCUUCUGAGAUCUAACAGGCCCUGUGUUAGAAAUGGAGGAUGCCGGGCUUGCUCUGUUUUCCCUGCCUCUGAAACCCUCUGCAGUCUCAACAUGUCUGUCUGGACCUCUCAGUGCUUAGCAAGUAGAUAAUAUACGUGAUGUUACAAUAAAUGUAAACCACCAUGCAUGCUGCCCUCGCUUAAGGUGACUUUUAUGAGUUAGCCAGAUGCUUUCGUGUACUCAUACCAAAUGGAUUCAUGGACAAAUAAUAAAAUGUUUACUUUUUUGUAAGAUUGUG